GUAACUUCAUUGAAAAGGCAUUGCAAAUGUCCAGACAGGUGUCAAAGAGUUGAAUAUGCAAUCCGUUUAAUGGGUGGUAAGAUCGAUGAUCCUGUGGAAGUUGUGGAUCCUUUUUAUGAUGGCUUUCGUGGAAAUAUGACAGUGGUACACAUUUUUUUACAAUCACAAGAAUACCGUCGAAUACGACGCGACAUUGUUUGGAAUAUUGUCUCACUUGCAGGAAAUCUUGGAAAUUGCUACAGUGUGUUCGUGGGAAUAAGCGUUUUAUCAAUCUUCGAAUUGGUAUACUAUCUAACAUUUGUGUUAGUUCGAAAUUAUAGAGAAAAUGGAAAUUUAAAAAAGAAGUUUCUUUUUAAAAGUCGAAAAAUAACGUCGAUUUCGAAUACGGGCAAACUAUAAGCAAAUUAAACUUUUAAUUUAAAAGAACAAUUUAUAAAACAAUUUAAUCCAGAAUAUGGUAAAAUGAACCAUAAACAUGAUGGGCCUCCGCACAAAAGACUAGUUCUUCAGGGGUAGCUAGCAGCCAAGUAUAAAAUGCAAACGUUGCUAAGCAACUUUAAUAUACUAAACACCGUUUUUAGGCAAGGGAAAUUUAACAAACACAUUGCAGGCAAAACUAGUCUUGUGUGUGGAGGCCCAAUAAUAGGAAGAUACAAUCGAAAAAUACUUUUCAAAAUUGUUUAAAAUUUAUCACAUUUGUCAAAAUAUAUGCUUUAUAAAAUAAAAAUUUAGUUUUCCAUCAGUUUUUUUGUUUGUUUUAUUUUUACUUUCAAUAAUUUUUUGGCAUCAAAUUCAAA
This is a messenger RNA of Episyrphus balteatus (marmalade hoverfly), 797 nucleotides long. RefSeq names its product sodium channel protein Nach-like. The transcript is spliced from 3 exons. Lineage: Eukaryota; Metazoa; Arthropoda; Insecta; Diptera; Syrphidae. Gene Ontology annotation, cellular component: membrane. Gene Ontology annotation, biological process: sodium ion transport. The coding region runs from base 70 to 399 and encodes 109 amino acids. Gene Ontology annotation, molecular function: sodium channel activity. The record is from RefSeq and is a predicted model, not a curated record.